AUGGCACCAGCUGAAGAUUUUCAGCUGCCGGGACCAGACCCCGUGCAGACGCUGAAUGGCCAUGAGUCCGGUGUGCUGGCUAUGUCUUGGACACAAAACGGCCAGUACAUCAUGACCGCGUCGCAGGACAAGUCAGUGAGACUCUGGAACCCACACAGUGGCAAGCACAUCAAGAAGUUUGCUGGUUGCCACAACCAGGAAGUCAACGAUAUCCGGAUAGCUGCAGACAACAGCAAGUUUGUCUCAUGCGGCUCUGACAAGUUGAUCUUCCUCUGGGAUGUGACAUCUGCACAAGCGAUCAGAAAGCUCACUGGCCAUGAUCGGAAAGUCAAUGCCCUGGCAUUCGGCCCUAAAGAGGACGUGCUGCUCAGUGCUUCCCAUGACAAGACUGUCAAAAUCUGGGAUCUACGAACUCGCGCGCGAGCGCCAAUACAGACCCUGACCGAUGCAGUCGAUUCAAUCUUGUGCCUUAUGACACACAAAGAUGUGAUCAUUACGGGAAGUGUUGAUGGUGGUCUGCGUCACUACGACCUCCGGAAGGGACAGUUGGUGACGGACCAGCUGUUGCAGCCAAUUGGCAGCAUAUCAGUUUCAGAAGAUGGCCAAUGCCUUCUGGUUUCCACACUGGACAGUUCUAUCCGCCUUUUGGAGCGUGAGGACGGGUCGGAGCUUGCCGCUUACAGCGGGCAUAGCAACCGGCGUGUGAAAGUACGAAGCUCCUUGGACCCUUCGGAUUCCUUUGUUGUCAGCGGUUCCGAGGAUGGCAUGCUCCACUUCUGGGAGCUUGUCGAAGCUACACCGCUGCGACGAAGCAAGGCGCAUGAGGCUGCGGUUCUUUGCCUUGCUUUCCACGAGGAGAACUUGGUGACUGCAGCUGCAGAUGGCACCAUCAAAGUCUGGCGGCCGCAGAGAGCGUGCUGA
Molecule: messenger RNA, 921 nt
Organism: Symbiodinium pilosum
Lineage: Eukaryota; Dinophyceae; Suessiales; Symbiodiniaceae
Source: the annotation of a GenBank genome assembly